Molecule: messenger RNA, 1311 nt
Organism: Malus domestica (apple)
Lineage: Eukaryota; Viridiplantae; Streptophyta; Magnoliopsida; Rosales; Rosaceae
Source: RefSeq, a predicted model, not a curated record
AUUACAAACUCGUGUGCCACUGUUCUAGGGCAGUGUGCGGACCAAAUGCCCUUGCUUCGUUUUUGUUAUUUCAACUUUGCCCUUCAACAUUUUUGUCCGGUUCCUUUUCUUCUUUCUGCAAUGAUUCCCCAAUUUUUUUCCCACUUCUCUUGCUUCGCUUCUUCCGUAGCCGUUUGCUCUCCCCUCUCUUCGCCUCUGCUGGUCUCAAAGUGGAUAGUUUUGUGGAAAAGUUAACAAUACGAUCAAACGUUUACUGCAAAAGUUGUUGCUCGAAUUUUCCAGUUUUUAUCUGCAGCUUUGCAAGCUCUUUCUUUAUCAACAAGACUCCAAGGGGGCCAACCAAGAGUCUGCCUGUGAAACAGAAGAAUGCUUCUAGGAGAGGAGGCAUGCCAAAAGAUAGGUCUUGCGGAGAUUCAGCCAAUGAGGUUCGGAUGACUGAGCUCCGGAAGAAGAUCACCAUCUUUAGAGGCAUCAUCGACCUACCAGCAUGUGAUGCUUCUGCUGCAAUAACUGAGAUGGUAAUGAGGUUGAUGGGAGAUCUACAGAAGCUUUUCCCUGAAAUUGUGCUGCAUAAACAAUUGUCGGAGAUAAAGGAAGCAUGUACAGAGAAGGUCAUGGCCUCCUUCUGCAAGGCAUUGAAAUCUAUUGGAGAGUCUUGGAUGACAAGUUAUGACAGGUUGGACAAACCGAGAUAUGAUUUCCCAUCACCCAAGGAGAAUGUCAAUCAGGAUGAACUCGUUGAGACGGUGCUGGAAACGUUUGAUUGCUUGAUGAAGAUGGCACUGGACAAGUUUGAUAUGAUGGAUGAGGAUGGCCAGAAAAGAGAAGAUUACAGCCCUCGGAAUUGCUCAUUUGGGAAGUUCUUGAGCGAUUCGGAGAGCUACGCCUCAGGUUCCACCUGUCCUUCUCCGAUCACUCCAUCUUCUGUCCUACCCGAGAUUGAUGGUUCUCCGAGAGCACGAAAGAAGGCCAACAUUGGUUCCAAAUCACCAUUACUUUGGACUCUGAGAGUGCAAGCAGUUGGGAAGCUAAAUCCGAUUGAUGUUAAGAACUUGUCUCUUCACUUAUCAAAACAAGGAGCUCAUGGUACCAACAAUGGCCUGGACAAGAUUGAAAAUUUGUUUGAAGACCCACCAAUUGGGACAGAAUUAGAGAGCAACCCUCAAAAGACAAUUGCAGCAACAGAUGAGAUGAGGAAGUAGUAGCCCCAAAUCUUAGUUUGGAUGAGAAGUCUAGUGGACAGGGUAUCGACAACACAAGUGAUGAUGUUGAAACUCCAACCACGGCCUCUGAAGCAUUGGAAGCAGACAC